Messenger RNA from Saccoglossus kowalevskii, 1176 nucleotides. RefSeq lists its product as uncharacterized. NCBI's taxonomy places the organism in Eukaryota, Metazoa, Hemichordata, Enteropneusta, Harrimaniidae. The record is from RefSeq and is a predicted model, not a curated record.
CGAAGUCACGGUAUAUAAACAAGCCGGAUUGUAUGAGAAAAGUCAGUCGUUUCAUCAAUCCAAGACGAAGAGUAGUUAUUGAGAGUUCUGCCGACAUAAAGUGUUUCACCUGUUGCCUUACACUCACGUCAUCAUGAAACUGUGUUACGUAAUAUUCAUACAUUUUGGUUUGAUGUGUGCCUGUACGCAAAUUAAGGCAUUUCCCAACUUUGCCAGUUUAUUUAUGAACACGGGUAAAGAAACAUCGGGGAGUGGCCAGGAUGAGGAAGUUUUACCACCACAUGCAUUCACAGAAGAAGAGGCAUUGCGAGCCCUACAUCUUGCACCUUGUUCAUCUGGCGAAGGAUUAGCAUGUGAAGGAACCGAUGAGUGUUUUUCUAGUCUAGCAGAGGUAUGUCAUGGGGAUAUGGUCUGCGGUAUGGACGUAUUCUGUGACUCACAAGACGACCCUAUUAGCUGUCGUGAAGAUUAUAUCAAUACUGGCUGUCAGCAUGACAAAGCUGUUCAAUGGUUAACUACGAAUGGUGUUCCAAACUUCGGUAUCAGCACUCACUACGAUCUACAAAUAUUUUUUGAUUUGUGGUUAUUCGAAGACACAAAGUUUUGUACUGAUGGUAGAAUCAAAUGUCAUGACGAAUGUUUGUUGUACGACGAACUAUGUGAUUCAUCUAAAACACAUUGUAAAUGUAAUGGAAAAAAUAUCUCAAGAAUUAUUUCAGAAUAUCGAAUGAUGUACGUGUUCUUGAGAUUUCGAGGCGGAAAUGCGGGAAAUGCUUUCAAGAAAAGCUCACCAUAUUCGCGUCACUGAUAUGAAUUAGUUUUUCUAUAUCCAUGAUGUCGGUGGUGUUGGUGGGGCUUCAUACAUUAUAUUCCACAUUAGUGAUGAGGCAAUAUGGGCACAUGACUGAUAUACCAUUUUAGUAGGCACAUAAGACAGCCACAAUGACGCUACCCACACGGGAUGUAUUAUUACGCUAUUCGUUAAUGAGGACAAUGUUUAAUCCCAGUAGUUAAUGUGUAUUUUUUUGAUCAUUUUGAAUAUAUUGGAUAUAAUAUAUAUUUUCAUUAAAGAGUAAUAUUAUUACUUGUUAAUGAAGGAAGCUAUUUAAAAGUUAUUGUAUAUGCUGUAUAUGUUGGGCUUUUUGUUAGCCAAAAUAAAUAAGACAAACAUUUUAA